CUUUAGUAUUUAUCAAAAGAGAGCCGGGUCCACAUGCGCGCCGCAGUAUCUCCACUUACAUUGACAAAGCUUGGAGGUCGAACCGUUUCAUGAAUCGUUCGCCACUGAGCUCGGGGUUCGCCGUUUGGUAGAAACAGUGCGGAGCUUUAUUUGGAUAGGCGCAAUUGGUGAAAGAAGUCGCGUGCGAUCCGCGCCAUAAUUUUAGACACACUUUUUUGUAGUUCUUGACGCACGUUGGCUUACGAGUGUAAAGUGUUUUACGGCUCUCCAUUAGAAUCUAUGUUUUGUGUACUUAGUACUGUAAGAGUGCAUUAAGUAGAACCAAGUGUUAUAAAACGAAUCUACAACCGCAGCACAGGUUUCAAUUCGUGAUCACGCGUUGCCAAAGAAGAGCCAGGUGUUAAUUUUGCUGAUAGUGCUACUAGGAACUUUAAUCGGUCCAAAAUGGAUUACCUGCAGCAAAUGAAUCUAACCGACUUUACGUUGUACGACCUCAUAAAUGUAAAAGGCGUAGAGGACACUAUUGACAAGUACCCACUGAUGGCAUCCCCAGUACCGAGCUCCAUACUAAUUGCUAUCUAUCUGUAUGUUAUCUACAAAUGGGGUCCAAACUAUAUGGAGAAUCGCAAACCGUUCAAUUUGAAGUUGAUUAUAGCUGCCUAUAAUAUCUUUCAAGUCAUAGCGUGUUCUUAUUUGGUGAUGAGCUACAUUAAAGUAGGAUUUAAAUUUAGCUUCAUCGGAAGAUGCACGCCAAAACUGCCAGUGGAAGAGUACGAAUAUGGCUACGACGCGGUGUAUUACGGCUGGUUGGCAAUGUGUCUGCGGAUGGUGGAGUUUGCCGAGACCAUAUUCUUUGUUCUCCGAAAGAAGCAGAAUCAGGUGUCGGCGUUACAUGUCUAUCAUCAUAUCAGCACUUUCUUGAUUGUGUGGUGGAGUCUUAAGCUCAGUUUGUCCUAUCAGGAAAUGUCUAUAAUGGUACUCAAUUCGAUCGUUCACAUCAUCAUGUACUCGUACUAUUUGCUGUCCUCGUACAAAGUGUUCCAUCCGUUGACGAAUCGUGUGAAACCCGCCAUCACCAUCAUCCAGUUGGCUCAGCUGGUGACGAUGCUGGUCCACGUGUAUGCCGCAUUGCAGCCAACCUGUGCUGCUAACAAGUUUAUCUAUAAGCUACACGCCGUCAACCUCGUCAUCCUGAUCAGUCUAUUCAGCAACUUCUAUAUACAGACCUACAUCAAGAAGAGCCGCAAAGUUAAACAAAGCUAACGAGUAAAUGCUCACUUAAUGCGUUGUUGUACCACUUUGUCCACGUACAUAGCAGUUACAUUGGAUUUGUUUAUCUAUUGGUCAUUCUGUUUUCCCUCAUGAAUGACCCAAUAUGAGAAAAAAGUGAAACUUACAAGUCAAUAUUUAAACAUUAACCAUCGCUCCACUGAUGCAAUUGCCGUGCAUCAUCGUACAAGGAGAUAAUAUAAUGGUUGCAGUCGUGACUUGUUCGUUUCAAGGAAAACGCUUCCCAACGUCAAGAAUAACAAAGUGUGAUACCAUGUGUAACAAUCAAAAAAUUAAAUAGUACUUAAGGUUUCUAGUUGUUAAUAUAGUUGCUGCCAUAUUCAGUGGUAAGGAUAAUGCAGUGAAACAAUAAACUAUGAA
Ochlerotatus camptorhynchus is the source of this 1650-nucleotide messenger RNA. Its product is annotated as very long chain fatty acid elongase 7-like. Lineage: Eukaryota; Metazoa; Arthropoda; Insecta; Diptera; Culicidae. Gene Ontology annotation, cellular component: endoplasmic reticulum membrane. The coding region runs from base 445 to 1263 and encodes 272 amino acids. Gene Ontology annotation, biological process: fatty acid elongation, polyunsaturated fatty acid; very long-chain fatty acid biosynthetic process; sphingolipid biosynthetic process. Gene Ontology annotation, molecular function: fatty acid elongase activity. The record is from RefSeq and is a predicted model, not a curated record. The transcript is spliced from 5 exons.